AUGCCCCCGCCGCGGGCCCUGCUGCGCCGCCCCGGCCGCUGCCGCUCGCCCUCGCUCCUCGGCCGCCGGCGGCACCCAGCUCUCGCCGCCAGCCCCACGGAGCCCGGCCCGGCCCCGCGGAGCCCGGCCCGGCCCCGCCUCCCUCCCUCCGCCCCGGGGAAGGGGCCGCGGCCGGGGCCGGCGGCGGGGGCGGGCUCGGGGUCCUGCCGGAGGAUGGGGCUGGGGGUGCCGCAGCCCGGGGGUGCCGCAGCCCGUCCCGCCGCGGGUUCCCGGGCUGCGGGGUUGUCCGUGGGCAGCAGGGGCUGUCCGUGGGCAGCAGGGGCUGUCCGUGGGCAGCAGCCCGGGACGGGAGUUACGGGGCGCCCGUCGGUGACCGGGGGAGCCCGAGCGGGACGUGGUGCUGCCGGCAGUCCUGACCCCACGCCCGGGCAGGCACCCGGGGGUUCCUCAAAGAACAUGAGGUCCUCUUGGAUAUUUAUAAUACAUGUGCUGUGUCUGAAGGGCCAUCAGUGUGCACCAACCAAGCAGGAGGAAAUGAAUCUCCGGGACAACCUCAAGCAAUUAUCUGAAGUUGGAGAGAAGUAUGUAGAUGAAGAGGUAAAGAAAGCUUUGAUUGGUAUUAAGCAGAUGAAAAUUAUGAUGGAAAGAAAUGAAGAUAAGCACAUAGAUCUGAUGAAAACCUUGAAGAAGAGCAGUGAAGAAAAACAGCAAGCCUUGAGACUUAUGGAUGAAGUAAAGGCAAGACUGGAAGAAGAGGAAAGACAAUGUCAAGUAUCCUUGAAAAAUCUAUGGGAUGAAUGUGAAUCUUGUUUAGAAAGUACCUGCAUGAGAUACUAUACAACUUGCAAACAUGGUGUGUCUUCCUUUAAGAGGAAGGUUGAAGAUUUUUUGAGGAAAAUACCUCCACUCAUAUUUACUUUUCAUGAGGAUCAAGGAAGAGACAUCCAGUCCAAUGAAAAGCCUGAGAAAGAGGACACCCAGCUAGCAAAGAUGGAAGAUUUAUUUAGCCAGCUAUUAUCAGACGUGGGCUCAAUAUUUGACAGAAGUUUCAUUUUUUUCAAGCACAUGCAAAAAGAAUUUGACCAGUCUUUUCAGACGUAUUUCAUGUCUGACCUGGACUUGAGUGAGUCCCCCAGUAUGCCAGCUUUACCUGAGGUCACCACCAGAACUGACGGCUCCCAGAGAGGCUGGGGCAUGCCCGGCUUCUUACAGCUAGUUUUUGAUUUUAGUAGGACGGUGUUUGAAGGUGUCAGUGAGGUGAUCACCGACGUGUUUGAUGAAUACAGAGAUUAUAGAAGAGAUGUGCCAGAACAAACCAAAGGCAAGUGUCAAAAGGUGAAAACUGACUGCACUGUCAAUGACAUCAACCCCCUUGGGAUGACUAAACUACAGCAAAUUACUCAGUUUCCAGUAUAUCCUGACAGAAGUGGCAUGUUUUCAAAAAUUGUGUCAGGGCGCCAGAGACUUCAGUGCAGGGAGCUCCGGGAGAACUCCUCUGGAUGCCCACAGUUUCAUGAGAGGUGCCAGAAAUGUCAAGACAAUCUUUUGCAUGAUUGCCCAAAUGUUCCUGAGCUGCACAUAAAGUUUGAUGAAGCCUUUAAGCUGGUUAAUCUCUCAGGGGAGCAGUACGAGCAGAUUCUCCAGGUGGUUCGGCAUCACACAGAGGACACUUCUUACUUGUUGAACAAAAUGAAAGAAAGAUUUGGGUGGGUGUCUGAGUUAUCCAACAUGACCAUCGGGCCAGAAAACAUUUUCAACAUAGUUAAGGUGGUACCUGGGGAUCCCUCCAGUAAAGACGAAACUGUGGUAGAUGUGAACAUUCUGACUUCACCUACUUUCACCAUUAAAGUUCCUCCCAACUUAGAUCCCAAGAGCCCUGAGUUCAUUGAAUACAUAGCUGGGAAAGCACUCCAGUUGUAUAAGAAGAAUUUUUAAGUGGUAAGUUCAUUCUUUCUGCUUUCACAGAGAACACACCUCUUCGUAAGAGGUGUUUUACAUUGCCAUAAACUUUAGUUGGAACAAGAUUCAAUCAUGGUGUAUACAAGACUGCCUUCUCAGAAAGGACACAUUGUUUGUGUUUUCCAUAAUAUUUGUGUUUUUAUCAAACACUCAAUGUUCUAGCCUGCAAAACACAGACACAAUGAUAUUAAAUUAUUUGACUUAUUUAACUGUGAGACCCUCAUUCUUUAAGUAACAGGUGGGAU
This is a messenger RNA of Parus major (Great Tit), 2204 nucleotides long. RefSeq names its product clusterin like 1 (gene CLUL1). NCBI's taxonomy places the organism in Eukaryota, Metazoa, Chordata, Aves, Passeriformes, Paridae. The coding region runs from base 1 to 1935 and encodes 644 amino acids. The record is from RefSeq and is a predicted model, not a curated record. The transcript has 8 exons.